Molecule: messenger RNA, 1716 nt
Organism: Leptidea sinapis
Lineage: Eukaryota; Metazoa; Arthropoda; Insecta; Lepidoptera; Pieridae
Gene: Las
Product: lipoyl synthase, mitochondrial
Exons: 8
Coding region: 138-1229 (363 amino acids)
Biological process (GO): lipoate biosynthetic process
Cellular component (GO): mitochondrion
Molecular function (GO): 4 iron, 4 sulfur cluster binding; lipoate synthase activity
Source: RefSeq, a predicted model, not a curated record
UGAUAUUUUGACUUUUGAGUUAGAUUCAUCUCGCUAAAGUUAUUUAAAUUUUGAUAGAUUUAAUUAAUCAUUACACGAAAGAGUUAUCGCCACGAAGUGUACAUUAUGUAAAUUAUUUUAUUCUUACAAUUAACACGAUGUUUCGUACACACCUAAGGAUUUCAGUACCACAUAAGCUUCAACGUAAUAAGCAUACAAGUAAACUAGAUGCAAUUAGAGAAAAGAUCAGAAGUGGACCUAGCUUGGGGGACUUCAUUACAGAAGAUAGACCAAAAGACUGGAAUGACUAUGAGGGCAAACUAAAAAGAGAAAAAGGUGAAUCAGAAAGAUUAAGAUUACCACCAUGGUUGAAGACAUCCAUUCCUACAGGGUCAAAAUUCAGUGGUUUGAAACAACAAUUAAGGAGCUUAAAGCUAAGCACUGUAUGUGAAGAAGCUCGAUGUCCCAAUAUUGGUGAAUGUUGGAGUGGAGGCAAACAUGGUACUUCCACAGCCACAAUAAUGUUAAUGGGAGACACAUGCACGAGGGGAUGUAUGUUUUGUUCUGUUAAGACAUCCAAAGCUCCUCCUCCACUAGAUCCUGAUGAACCAUUUAACACAGCAUAUGCCAUCAAGCAGUGGGGACUAGGAUACAUAGUACUCACAUCUGUAGAUAGAGAUGAUCUGCCCGAUGGCGGCUCUUCACAUUUAGCUCAAACUGUUCAAGAAAUUAAAAAGCAGAACAGUGAGAUCCUAGUCGAAUGUCUAGUGCCAGACUUCACCGGCAACAGGGAGUGUGUCGCUACGAUCGCAAACAGCGGGCUUGACGUGUUCGCUCACAACGUGGAGACGGUGGAGAGCCUUACACCAUUCGUCAGGGAUCGCAGGGCGGGAUAUCGACAGUCACUGAAGGUUCUCGAAACUGCCAAAGAAAUCAACCCCGACGUUGUGACAAAGACAUCUAUAAUGCUGGGACUGGGGGAGACCGACGAACAGGUGGAACAGACUAUGAAAGAUCUCCGUUCCUCAGGGGUAGACUGUCUCACCCUGGGUCAAUACAUGCAGCCCACCAAGCGUCACCUGAAGGUGCAUGAGUACGUCUCCCCCACCAGGUUCCAGCAGUGGGAGCAGCGCGGUGCCGAGCUGGGGUUCCUGUACACAGCCAGUGGGCCGCUGGUUCGCUCCUCGUACCGCGCCGGGGAGUACUUCAUCACCAGCCUUCUUCACAAUAGGAAGGCUAAGAGCGCCUGACGGAACACGUGGCACAAAAUAUUGCUUUUUGGAAUUAGUUCUGUGUCUAACUGAUAUUGUAGGUACAAAUAAUUAUCUUGGCCGAAUGAAUAUUCGAUGUUGAUUUUAGUUUUAGUCUUGUAGUUGCUUAUUAAAAUAAAGUCGUCAUUCUUAAUUUUACAACGUUUUACAGCUUGUCACAAAAUAUAGACAAACUUGUGUAACCGAUUUUAACACGGUUUUCGCUAAUUGGCGUGAUUUGUAAGGAUGGUUUUAUUAUGUAUAUAGAGAAUCCCAAAGGAUUAACUGUCAAAAGUGUAAAUAAAAUCAGAAUAUAUAUUUUUGUAUAGAAAUUCGAGUAUUUUCCGUGCAAAUAGGCUGUCUUAUUUACUUUGUGUUUUUAUUUUCAAUGGCAUUUGGCCAAAUGGGAUCUGAAAUUACAGAAAUAAAUCAAUAUUAUGUUAUGUAAAUAUGUGAUAGAUAUAUUAUACGGAUUGACUUGUUGUUA